This is a messenger RNA of Triplophysa rosa, 1396 nucleotides long. Its product is annotated as coiled-coil domain-containing protein 106-like. The record is from RefSeq and is a predicted model, not a curated record. Gene Ontology annotation, cellular component: nucleoplasm. NCBI's taxonomy places the organism in Eukaryota, Metazoa, Chordata, Actinopteri, Cypriniformes, Nemacheilidae. The transcript is spliced from 4 exons. The coding region runs from base 502 to 1311 and encodes 269 amino acids.
AAAUAUAUGUUGUUUGUAUAUAACAGUAAUAUAAAUGAUAUUUCACACUACAAUAAUAUGUUAUUAAAGAAAGAAUCGAGAUGUAAUACUUUUUUAAAUAAUUAAAAAUCUUACAUGAUGGGUAGCCGGACAGUGUCAACAAAAAACUUCCUUUCGCGGGUUUUUCAUCUCUGUUCACCCAGAGAUACUGGCAUCUGUGCGCCUUCUCAGUUCACCGGAAGUAAAAUAAAUCCCAUCCAUUUUCGUUAUAAAUAGUUUAAUAAUAUAUCACUUUUAAAAACAAACCUAUAACAAACUCUGACGAUAUUAAACGAUGUAAUUGUAUAUGAAACACAAUAAUGUUAAGAAAUCUAAAUAAAACGUUUAUUUAUAACUUGCCUAACACAUGGACUACAUUACCCACAAUCCUCUAAAAAAGUUAGCGGCCAGUAACUGUACUAGCGGCUAGACAGAGAUACAAGGUAGCAAAGGUGUUCAGUAAAAACUGGAAAAGUUUGCAUAAUGGAGAGUGAACAAAAAGACGUUUCAAACAUUCAGACCAGAGGGAGACCAAAGAAAAAACAAGGAUCUAGGGGGCUGUCUCCUAAAAACGCAGAUAAAGCCUCGGCAGCAGCGCCCACCUUUUCAAUUGCUUUGGCUAAAGUCAAGGCAGAGAUUGAGACUUGGAAGGUAAAAUAUCAGCACCUCGAGGACAAAAUCCACGAUUUAACAAAAGAACGGGAUUACCUGAGAGAGCAGCUGUCUGAUGCAAUCAAAAUGGACAGCCUUGCUGACAAGAGUAAACAGAAGGCUCCAGACAUUCCCAAGAGAAAGAACAUUUCUGAAGAGCCCUCGGAAAGUGGAUCCUCUGACUCCUCUGAGUCUUCAGACUCCGACUCAUCUAGCUCAGAUUCUACAAGGGAGAGGAAGAAAAGAAAGAAGGGGAAGGCAAGGAAAAUGAAGAAAAGAGGGAAAAAACAUAAAAAAUCCAAGCAAAGGACUCAAUUCUGGCAAAGAGUUGCUGAGCCAUGGCAGGUGGUAAAGAGAUACAAAUCAGUCUUGGAAAUUUUCAAGAGAGGAAACAGCAUGGCGGAUUCAUUCCGAAAGUAUGGCGUGGACCGAAACACAAUCGUUCAGAGUGCAGCUAUUGCUGAGCUGGCAAUUGCAGCACCAAAUAAAUAUUCAGAAAUCGUUGAUAUGCUUGGAAAGCGAGAGAAAUUAUCCAGCAUUACCCUAAAAUGCCAAGAGGUCAUCAUGUUAGAUGAGAACAUUGCCCACAAAAUACACACUAUGAAAAAUGAUGGGAUGCUUCUUCCCAUAAAAAAAGAUUAAGCACAAGAGAGUCUUGUUCUAUCUUGUUCCUCAAUCGUUUGCUGAUGUUUGGCACAUUGUUUAUUUGUAUGAAAAGAGGUUUAAA